GACUUUCUCCACCCCCCAAAACCCAUUGGCUUUUCCCAAGCCUUUAGUGGGAACCCUCUAAUUCAUUAGUGUAAAGCACACCACUGUCUUGAUCGGCGUCAGUGUCAGUGGAAUUUCACCGCAAGACAUCAUGGUCAGGAUCAGCAACAUGGGAAUUGUCUCUUUAUGCAUAGUAUUGCUGCUGGGGUUAGAGAUCUGCAUAGCAGCAAGGCAAGAACUGAUAGUUACCACCAUCAAGCAAGACCCCUACACAAUGAGCAAGGGCUCGCAGUUGGAAGGCUACUGUAUGGAUCUGCUCACUGAGCUGGCUAAGAAACUGGGUUUCAAAUACAAAGUUCACCUGGUGAAGGAUGGAGCGUAUGGUCGGCAGGAUGAAAGUGGAAACUGGAACGGAAUGAUCGGGGAGGUUGUUAGAGGGGAAGCUGAUCUCGCCGUGGCUCCCCUCACUCUCACUGCGGCCCGUGAGAAGGCAGUGGGAAUGACAAAACCUUACAUGCAGACCGGAAUCAGUAUCCUCCUCCGCAAAGAUAUCGUUUCGGAGGAGGCCGGGUUUUUUGACUUCCUCUCCCCCUUCUCUGGGGAGACCUGGUUCGGCAUCCUGAUUGCAUACUUUGUGACUGCAGUCUGCAUCUGCAUUGUGGGAAGGUUGAGUCCAUGUGAGUGGAGUCAGCCUGAGACAGAGCCAAAUCACUUCACUCUCCUCUACAGUUUGUGGUACGCUGCGGGAGCCCUAAGCCUGCAAGGUGCAGGCCCUCACCCUAAAGCUGUGUCAGGAAGGGUUAUCAGUUGUACCUGGUGGUUGUUUGCCCUGGUGCUCCUGGCCUGUUAUUUUUCCAGCCUCAGUUCCUCUCAGGGGCCUGACUCUGCACCGCUCAUGAUUAAAGGUUUUGAGGACUUGGCUAAUCAGGACGUAAUAGAAUAUGGAACACUUGCCGGCUCCUCAACUCUUGCUUUCUUUAAGAACUCAAAUAACCCAUCUUACCGUCGUAUCUAUGAGCACAUGGAGCGGAGAAAGAGUUUUGUGUCCUCCAUGGAUGAGGGUGUCCAGAGAGCAAAGGAAGGAAACUAUGCUUUUAUUGGAGAAUCAGUUUCCUUGGACUUGGCUGUGGCACGCCAUUGUGAACUGAUCCGGGCUCAUGAGGUCAUCGGGAUGAGAGGUUACAGCAUUGUAACUCCUCUUGGAUCUCCAAUGCUGAAGAACCUGAGUGUCGCCAUCCUGCAGCUGAGUGAGGCUGGGGAGCUGGCGUACCUGCGCACUAAGUGGUGGGCCAGCAGCUGUAUACCGGAUAGUGCCAAAGGCUCGUCUCUGAGGGCCCAUGGCAUGAAGGGCAUCUUCCUGGUUCUGGCUAUAGGCCUUGGGAUUGGAGUGCUGCUGUCCUUGUUUGAACUCACCUCAAAGUCUCGCAGCACUGCAGGGGAGCAGAAGAAAUCCUGCUGUGCAGUUUUGACUCAGGAGCUGAGCCAGCGUUUGAGAAUGACCAACACACAAGGAGACCAGGAAACCUCAGACAAAAACAAGGCAUAAAAUGCUCAACAACUCUAAUGUAAUAUGCAAGUCUUACAUUAUUAGGUUUGUACAUUAUCUGGUGCAAGGUAUCAAUACUAUUUCCCAAGUUAGAAAAUUCAACUUUUUAACCUUUCAUAUUUUUAACUGAUUUAGAUAAGCUGUACUUAAACUUCAGAGAUUAUAAUACAUAAUCUUAUUUUCUUUUCUUUUUACAUUUAAGUAAAAUUUUCUCUACAAUGAAGAUGCAAUGAGAAACGCAAAAUCUCAUGCACUGCAUUGUAUAAGAUCAAUCUUGAAACAAUAUAGAAACAGAAUUUUUUAGACCAGUAUUAUGACACAAAAAUGUUAAAUGUGAAAUCUUUUUUGCGAAUGAAUGACAAAGAUUGGAGACAACUGAACAGAGUAAAUUUGAUUUUUAUGUUUGUUAAAUGCUGUACAUCAGAGGAAAUGUUUGUAAUAAAUUUAAAAAUGCAAAGAAAAUGUCUAUUAAAAGUAAAAAUUACAAGUAACA
Carassius carassius (crucian carp) is the source of this 2018-nucleotide messenger RNA. RefSeq names its product probable glutamate receptor (gene grik6). The transcript is spliced from 10 exons. The coding region runs from base 131 to 1525 and encodes 464 amino acids. Gene Ontology annotation, biological process: modulation of chemical synaptic transmission; synaptic transmission, glutamatergic; monoatomic ion transport. Gene Ontology annotation, molecular function: AMPA glutamate receptor activity; transmitter-gated monoatomic ion channel activity involved in regulation of postsynaptic membrane potential. The record is from RefSeq and is a predicted model, not a curated record. NCBI's taxonomy places the organism in Eukaryota, Metazoa, Chordata, Actinopteri, Cypriniformes, Cyprinidae. Gene Ontology annotation, cellular component: dendritic spine; postsynaptic membrane; plasma membrane.